Molecule: messenger RNA, 4691 nt
Organism: Delphinapterus leucas (beluga whale)
Lineage: Eukaryota; Metazoa; Chordata; Mammalia; Artiodactyla; Monodontidae
Source: RefSeq, a predicted model, not a curated record
AAUGUCACAGGACAACAUCCUGGGCAAAGUCAAAACUCUUCAGUCGACUAAGCAGUAUGUUCCUGGCUGCUCGAGCUGUACUUCACUGGCUGAACUCGGGCUUUUGAUGUGUGCUCCCUCCCUGGGGUGCCAGGGGAGCCAGGCUCAGGCUGAGAUACCAGCAGAUCAAAUACGAGUCCUUGUCUCUCUGUGCUCCUGACUUGGCAUGCUGGGCGACAGUUGGGUAAGAACAUCAAGUUUGGGCAGCCACCACCCAAUGCCAUUCCCAUGAAGAAGGCAGACAGUGGCGAGGCUCGCUUGGAAGAGGAUCCGUUCCUGACCAGUCCCAUGGAAAUUGUGACUCAGCAGGACAUCAUCCUCUCAGACACCGAGAACAAAUCCAGUGAGACGCCAAGUUCUCCGGGUCCUCUGAAUCUGCCUGGAGCCGGAAGUGAGAUGGAAGAGAAGGCUGCUCCAGUUAAAACGUCUCGGCCAAAAAGGCACUUCUCCUCUGCCGGCACCAUCGAAAGUGUCAAUCUAGAUGCCAUCCCCCUGGCCAUCGCCCGCCUGGACAACAGUGCCGCCAAGCACAAACUGUCCAUUAAGCCAAAAAACCAGAGGGUGUCAAGGAAGCACAGGCGACUUGUCGGGGAUCGACAGAACGAGCAAGGUGGCUUCCCGCAUCAGCUGUCCCUAGACCAGAAUGGGCACCCUGGAGAAGACAAGCCAAUCUGGCAUGAAGAGGAGCCAGAGGCGCUGGACUCGGAGGAAGAGAAGCGACGCCAAGAAGAAUACUGGCAAGAACUUGAGGCCAAGUGCAAACGGCAAAAGGCCGAAGCGGCAGAGAGGCGACGCCUGGAAGAGCAGAGGCUCCAGGCCCUGGAGAGGAGGCUUUGGGAGGAGAAAAGAAGGCAGGAGGAGCUCUUGGAGGAGGAAGGGGAGGAAGAGGAGGAAGGAGUCCAGCUAGAGGCAGCAAAGAGGCAGCGUGAAGAGAAGGCGCAGAGUCCGGAAGAGCCAGGCUGCCGAGGCCCAGCGCGGAGGGAGCAAGACGAAGAAGGGCGCCUGGAAGCCGAGGAGCCGGGGCGCCUGGAAGCCGAGGAGCCGGGGCGCCUGCAGGAAGAGGCGCGGCGCCUGGAGAGACGCGCGCAGCAGGAGGAGCUGGAGGCGCGGAGCCGGCAGGAGGCCGAGAAGCUGCGGCGGGAAGAGGAGGAGAGAGCAUUGGAGGAACUCAGAAGGCUGGAGGAGCAGGGGCGGCGGGCGGCCGAAAAGCAGCAGCGGGAAGAGGAGGAGAGGCGGCAGGAGCUGGAGGCGCGGAGGCGGCGGGAGGAGGAGGCGGAGGAGGCGGCGGAGGCGGAGGAAAAACGGAUGCAGGAGCUCAGAAGGCAGGAAGAGUUGGAGGCGCAGAGACGGCAGGAGGACGCGGAGGCGAAGAGGAGGCAGGAAGCGGAAAAGAAGCUUCAGGAAGCAGCGAGAGCGGAAGAGGAGAAUCAGCCGCUGCUGGACCACAAACGGGGCCUGAGGAGCCCACUUCAGAGCGACACUGCAGAGAAAGCAGAACAAGAACAUCCGACACCCGAGAAGCCAAGAGAAAACUCUGAGGAGCCGAGUGUUCGGGUGAAGCAGAGCCAAGAGGCCACCGAGCCAUCAGGCGAGCAGGCCGGAAAGCAGGGGGAUGUUCCCGGGGAUCAACCUUGUGGAUGGCGGGAAAAGAGGGAAGAAACCAACGCAGAGCUGCCCCAGAAACAAGAGGCCCAGGUGGAAGAGGCGUUGGCUCCAGGAGAGAAGAAAGAAGCUGCCGCUCCAGAAACAGACAGAAAAGUGGAGGAGCUCAGAUGGCAGGAGGUAGAUGAGAGGCAGACCAUGCCCAGACCCUACACUUUCCAGGUGUCAUCCGGAGGGAAACAAAUUCUCUUCCCCAAAGUCAAUCUGAGCCCCGUGAAGCCCAUGAAAGAUGAGGGGCUCGCCUCUGGUCCCCAAGAGCCAAAGGCCCCCAAAGCCAGCCCGGCCUCCCACGCCCUGCCCUCGUCCCUGAGCAUCCCACACACGGCCAUUCUGGUCACGGGAGCCCAGCUCUGCGGCCCGGCCGUCAACCUGAGCCAGAUCAAGGACACGGCGUGCAAGUCUCUCCUGGGCUUGUCAGAAGAAAAGAAGCACGUGGAUGUCCCCGCCCUGGAGAACCCACCCCGAGCCCCAGGCGACCCCCGGGCAGGCAGUGGGAAGACCAGGCCCUCCCAGGAGUCUCCAAGCAGCGCGGCCGCGCUCGCUGAAUGGGCUUCCAUUCGGUCCAGAAUCCUGAGGAACGCAGAGAGUGACCAGCGCGGCGAGAGAGACCAGUCUCGGCCGGGUGAUGAACACACGCCCAGGGGCCGAUGUGAUUCCCGCGGGAACCUCCGGAGGACCCCGCCGGUAAAUGCAAAGUUCUCCAUUAAGCCCGCCUGGCAGAAAUUCUCUGAUGGGGGCGGGGAGACCUCCAAACAGAACACGGAACUGGAAAGCGUUAGAAAAAGAUCCCAGCCGGGUCCCAGCGAAGAGGCCCGGCCCCAGCUCCCUGCUGCUGAUACUAAAGAGCCCGUGAAGGGUGCAGAGAAACCAGGGGCGCACCAGGAGCCAACGGACACCACGGAGGGGUGCAAAUUUGCCAAAGACCUUCCAUCUUUCCUUGUUCCAAGCCUUCCUUACCCUCCACAGAAAGCAGUGGCCCAAGCAGAACCCGUGGUCACUUCGGACAGCGAGACCACAGGUGGAGCAGCAAAGCCGGAGCCCGUGAUGCCAGGUGGAGAGGAUAAAGCUUCCCCUUUUGGAAUAAAAUUGAGAAGGACCAACUACUCCUUGCGCUUCCACUGCGACCAACAAACAGAACAAAAGAAGAAGAAAAGGCACAGCAGCACAGGGGACAGUAUCAAUGGGGCACCGUCAGCUCCGGGGAGCACAGCUGGAGAGAGAGAGACAGAGGCUGCGGCCCUCAAGCAUGGCCCGUCCCUCCCCACCGAGAGGAAGCAAGCCCCGGCCCCCUGGAAGGACCCUGCUGAAAGCCCUCCCAGCCACUCUCCUCUUGCAGCCCAGCCUGGGCCCCCAGCAGCCAGCAGCCAGCCCCCGGCUCCAGAGCAGGACAGGGCAGCAAACAGAACGCCCUUGGCCCAGAAGCCAGCCCUGGCUCCCAAGCCCGCGGGCCAGACUCCGCCGUCCUCCCCGAUCUCCAAGCUGAGCAGGCCUUACUUGGUGGAGCUGUUGGCUCGCCGGGCGGGGAAGCCUGACCCGGAGCCCGGCGAGCCGUGCAAGGAGGGCCGGGACAACGGGGGCCCCCGGACGCCCUCACCCCCGCCGACUGAGGAGAGGAAGGACCAGAAGCGGGAUGAGGAGGAAGAGGUGGAAACAGAGAGGAAGGCAGCUUCCCCGGCGCCGUCUGCCGCCCGGCAGGAAAAGCCUUCCGCGACACCCGAGGCGGGGAGGAAAGAAAAGCCGACGCUUCAGAGCAGACACUCUUUAGACGGCUCCAAACUUGCGGAAAAAGUUGAAACCGCGCAGCCACUGUGGAUAACGUUGGCACUGCAAAAGCAGAAGGGGUUUCGGGAGCAGCAAGCGACUCGAGAGGAGAGGAAGCAAGCCAGGGAGGCCAAGCAGGCCGAAAAGCUCUCCAAAGAAAACGUCAGUGUCAGCCCGCAGCCUGGAAGCAGCAGUGUCAGCAGAGCUGGUUCCCUGCACAAGUCCACCGCUCAGCCAGAAGAGAAGAAGCCAGAGACAGCAGCGUCCAGGCUCGAGCGCCGAGAACAGCUGAAAAAGGCCAACACUCUUCCUACAUCUGUGACAGUGGAGAUCUCUGAUUCGGCUCCCCCAGCACCACUGGUGAAAGAAGUCACAAAGAGAUUCUCUACCCCAGACGCUGCCCCCGUGUCAACAGAACCAGCCUGGCUGGCUUUGGCCAAAAGGAAAGCCAAGGCCUGGAGCGACUGUCCACAGAUUAUUAAGUAAAGAGUGACUCUUAUCCAUUCCUACUGCCAGUUAUUGGCUCUUCUCUUGCCCUUUUUAUUUAUUUAUUUUUUAUAUGAGGUAAAGAAAGAAACGAAGCUAGGGAAAAGCAGCAUGUUUUAUAGGCUCUAAAAUAAUGUUCAGAAACUGAACUGGUGGUGUUCCUUGUAAAGAGUGUAUUUGCACAGCCCUAGGUCCUGGUGCCUUGAGGUCCUCCUAAUUCUAAAGAGAAAAUUCCGUCCUAGGGACCACAUGAAGCAAAAUCUCCAGACUGAGAACUUCUCACGAGCGCCUGCCACACCCAUUCCAUGGCCCUUCCACACACGUACACCCACACACCGCUCAGAACAUGUACUUUUGCCAAUCUUUGUAAUAGUUUUCUUGAUUCUGUACUCCUGUUUCUUUGUUCCAAACCAUUUACCAUGUGCUUGGGGAUUUCUACCCUUUUCUAUAGUAAUAGUGAAAGGAUCUUAUAUAAACAAGAGUGCCCAUUCGCCUGAAUGCAGUGAGUAACUGGGAAUUGCAAGUAAAAGUCUGGCUCCCAACUCUUUGCCCAUGUCUGCUUCUCAUGAUUUUGCCCCAACAGGAAACUGUAACACAGACAGCGAGUCCAUUGACUCUUCUACCGCACUGUUGGGCUACAGGCCCUGUUAUACCACAGCUCUCCUCAAGGACACGUUAACCAUUUGGCCCAGCUGGCUCCUAGGGAACAUUUUUAUUUAAAAUGAUUAAAAAAAAAAAAAAAA